Molecule: messenger RNA, 2141 nt
Organism: Neurospora tetrasperma FGSC 2508
Lineage: Eukaryota; Fungi; Ascomycota; Sordariomycetes; Sordariales; Sordariaceae
Exons: 4
Coding region: 213-1697 (494 amino acids)
Cellular component (GO): cytoplasm; proteasome regulatory particle, lid subcomplex; nuclear proteasome complex
Source: RefSeq, a predicted model, not a curated record
CGCCAAUCGCUGGACUGACGACACUCAAGGUACCUACCUACCUACCUACCAAGAGCAGUCUCCAAACAACCUACCUAACAAACGAACUGCCCCUCAAUCAUCACAACAUCAACAACACGAACCCAUCGCGAACGCAGUGUAGUCGCCGCCCAGCCCACGAUACCCGAAAUAGUCUGACAGCGCCUAUCCACACAUCCUCAUUACUGCACAUCAUGGCGGAGCCUGCGUUCAAGCCGGAGAAGGACUUCUCCAAGGAAGUCGACAAGCUGCUGCCCGAGGCCGAGCAGUUGGCCAAGACAGACAUUCAAGCGGCUAUCGAGAAGCUUUCUGUCCUCGAAAAGCAGACGCGCCAGGCUUCCGACCUUGCAUCGACAUCCCGUAUCCUGGUCGCUAUCGUUACCAUCUGCAAGAAUGCAGGCGACUGGAGCUUGCUCAACGACCAGACCCUUGUUCUCUCCAAGAAACAUGGCCAGCUCAAACAAGCCAUCACCAAGAUGGUACAGACCGUCAUCGACUUCCUCCCAGAAACCCCGAACCUCGAGACCAAGCUCUCCGUCAUCGAGACGUUGCGCACUGUUACCGAGGGCAAGAUCUUUCUCGAGGUUGAGCGCGCGCGCGUCACCAAGAUUCUCUCCGACAUCAAGAAAGAGCAGGGCGAUCUCAAGGCUGCGACCGAUAUCCUGUGCGAGCUUCAGGUGGAGACAUUUGGCUCCAUGGACAGGAGGGAAAAGACGGAAUUCAUUCUGGCUCAGGUGGCGCUCUGCAUAGAGAGCAAGGACUGGACACAGGCGGGCAUUCUCAGCAGAAAGAUUAGCACCAAGUACCUUGCGCGCAGGCCCAAGAAAACGCAAGAGCAGCUCGACAAGGAACAGAAGGACAGGGAGGCCAAGAAGGCCAGGGGCGAGGAGGUUUCUGAGGAGAAGGAAGAUGAUGUCACCGACCUCAAGUUGCGAUACUACGAACAACAGAUCAUUUUGGCCAAGCACGACUCAAGAUACCUCGACGUCUGCAAGUACUACCGUCAAGUGCUGGAUACCGAGGCGGUAGAGGAGGACCCCGCCAAGUUGCAGGCCGUCCUGCAAAGAAUCAUCUACUUCAUCAUCCUUGCCCCUCACGACAACGAGCAACACGAUCUCCUUCACAGAAUCCACAAGGACCCACGAAUCGCACAGGUCCCUCAGGAUGCCGAGUUGUUGAAGCUGUUUACCGUCCACGAGCUCAUGCGCUGGCCCGAGGUUUCCAAAAUUUUUGGCCCACACCUCUGCAGCACCGAGAUCUUCGACUCGGAGCCCAACCAGUCAGCCGACGACAAGGCUUUCCAGCGCUGGCAAGACCUGCGUAAGCGCGUCAUCGAACAUAAUGUGCGUGUGGUGGCCAAGUAUUACACGCGCAUUCGUGUGGAUCGCCUUACCCAGCUGUUGGAUUUGACCGAGGACGAGACGGAGAAGUAUAUCAGCGAGCUCGUGACGUCCAAAACGGUCUAUGCCAAGAUCGACCGCCCGGCGCGCAUCGUGAGCUUUGCUAAGCCGCGGGAUGCGGACGAUAUCCUCAACGAGUGGAGCUUCAACAUGAAGAGCUUGCUAGGCCACCUGGAAAGAAUUGACCAUCUGAUUACCAAGGAGGAAAUGAUGGCAAGAAUCCAACCCGGAGCAAAGUCGUCAAAGAAGAGCAGUAAGGAGAAAGCGGCGGCGCGCUAGAGAAGCUCAAGCUUCCUUACUGCACUGACCCCAGUUGUGGUCAGAAACAGACGGUAACCAUCGCGACCAUAGGGCGAGGCGAGAAGCCGUCGAGUCAAAUUACUCCCUAGUCGCCAUCUUCCCGGCAGAGACUUCGUGGGCCAAAGCAAGGCUGGAUGCAUUACAGCAAGAACUAGCAGCUUUGUAUGAAUAGACAUGACUACUAUGGAGCACAAGGGACGUAAUUAUUUAUCACUUAUAUCCCGGUUGAAGGGAGCGCAGUCUACUGCCAGGUAGAAAACGAGAUGUCCAGCAUACGGAAGGCUCCAGUUGCUUGUACGCAAGUGAUGCCGUAGGUUGUUGCAGGUUGUUCGAAAAUCAAGCCCGCAUAAGUAGUGAUAAUAUGAAAGGGCUUCAUCUCUCAAGCUUCGCAAGUGGACAGUGAUGAACCGCGCAAUACUUUAG